Messenger RNA from Lactuca sativa (garden lettuce), 772 nucleotides. RefSeq lists its product as uncharacterized. The record is from RefSeq and is a predicted model, not a curated record. Lineage: Eukaryota; Viridiplantae; Streptophyta; Magnoliopsida; Asterales; Asteraceae.
CCCCUAAUCGUACAUUCAUCCCACUCCACAACAACAUACAAAGAGUUAUAUAACCAAAUUCCCAUUUCAAACUAAACCAAAAAUGUCUCUUGUGACUGACGAAAUCAGAGCAUCUGCAUCAGACAUCUGCCAUGGUGAUGCAAUUUGUCAAGAAAAAUCAAAGGCUUUGCUCACAGAAAUGGGGCUACCUAAUGGCCUCUUGCCUUUGGAAGACAUUGAGGAGUGUGGGCAUGUCAAAGAGACCGGCUUUGUGUGGCUCAAACAAAAGGCAGAAAAGAAACACAAGUUUGAAAAAAUCGAUAGGCUUGCAACAUAUGGAACUGAGGUUACUGCAACCAUGGAGAAGAUGAAGAUCAAGAAUCUGAAGGGUGUGAAGACUAAGGAACUUUUGUUGUGGCUCACACUGGAUGAAAUAUCUGUUGAUGAAUCCAACACUGAAAAGAUCACUUUCAAGGCAACUUCUGGCCUUUACAGAACUUUUCCAGUUUCUGCUUUUCAGGUUGAGGAUGUGAAGAAAGAUGUUGAAGAUGUGGCUGUGGCUAAGGAUGCCAAAGUUGUUGAAGUUGAAGUGGCAAAGGAGGCCCAAGUCCAGGAGGUUUGAGUAAGUGUUUUACACCAUGCCAUGCAGUAUACCUUAUGUAGAUGGCAAUGAAAUUACCUUUGUUGAUGAAUUUCAGGAUACAUAUGUAUCAUUAUCUUAUCAAUAAUUUAUGAUCUAAAUGUAUCAUAACGUUUAUCUCAAUAUGAUCAUGUAUUUUUAUUGUUUGGUUUC